AUGAUCACGGACGUACAAUUAGCCGUAUUCUGCAACAUUCUGGGAGUUGCGCUAUUUUUCUUAGUAUUUCUUUUCCACUACAUAAAUGCCAAUUAUUCGAAAUAAGGGGAAAGAAGCAGAAAAUUAUCAUUCAAGGAUUACUUAAUGUAACAUAACCUAUGUUAUUGGAUUGACAACAUGUUGAAUGCUUAAAGAGAACUGAAAUAGAGUUGCAGGCUUUUGCUUAACAUAUAACAUGUGUGUGAUCCAAACUUUAAAUAAUUUACCAUACGUGGAAAAACAAAUUUUGUAUAUCUUUUCUUAUGUGUGAAAAUGUAGAUUUUCUAAUUUAAUUAAUUAAAAAUGCAAUGAAUUAUACAAGCUAA
Molecule: messenger RNA, 365 nt
Organism: Cataglyphis hispanica
Lineage: Eukaryota; Metazoa; Arthropoda; Insecta; Hymenoptera; Formicidae
Product: dolichyl-diphosphooligosaccharide--protein glycosyltransferase subunit 4
Exons: 2
Coding region: 1-105 (34 amino acids)
Source: RefSeq, a predicted model, not a curated record